AGUGAUAAUAACUGAUUAAUUGUUUUAUCGAACUUGGUAUUGAUGACAUUGAUGACCCCUUCAAUGAAUUAAGUGACUUAUAUCAUCAGUUUUGUUGGUGCUAUCUACUAGAGCGGAGUGGAUGAGAUUCGGUUGCAGAAAUCGAUUGAUUGAUUGGAUGCAGAAAUGAUUCCUUCUCGACACGCCCCACGACUUUUGGAAAAUGCCAAAAGCUGCAUUAACUUGUCCAAGAAGGCUUUGAGUACCGAAAAGGUUAUCCAUAAGGAAGAGAAGUAUGCAGCCCAUAACUACCAUCCUCUACCAGUUGCUCUAGCGAAAGGACAAGGUGUUUUUGUAUGGGACGUCGAAGGAAAAAGAUAUUUUGAUUACUUAAGUGGUUAUUCCGCCAACAAUUUUGGUCACUGUCAUCCGAAAAUCGUCAAAGCUUUACAAGACCAAAGUGCAGUACUUCACCACACAUCCAGAGCAUUUUUUUCCGAUCAACUUGGAGAAUAUGCAGAGGUUCUAACCAAGCUUUUUGGGUACGACAAGGUUUUGCCGAUGAAUACAGGUGUUGAAGCCGACGAUACUGCCUGUAAAUUAGCCAGGAAAUGGGGAUACAGAAAGAAAGGGAUACCCAAAAAUCAGGCCAAAAUUAUUUUUGGACAAGACAACUUUUGGGGAAGAUCUUUGGCAGCAGUGUCAGCGUCUACAGAUCCCACUAGCUAUGAGGACUAUGGACCGUUCAUGCCUGGCUUUAAAAUUAUACCUUACGACGAUCUGAAGGCAUUAGAGGAGGAAUUAAAAGAUCCCAACGUAUGUGCCUAUAUGGUUGAACCAAUCCAAGGAGAAGCCGGUAUUAGAGUACCAUCUCCAGGUUAUUUAAAAGGCGUCAGAGAACUCUGCACCAAAUACAACGUCCUUUGGAUUGCCGAUGAAAUCCAAACUGGUUUAGGAAGAACUGGAAAAAGACUGGCUGUAGAUUACGAAAAUGUCAAGCCUGAUAUUCUGGUCCUUGGAAAGGCGCUGGGAGGUGGGGUUUAUCCAGUGUCAGCUUGCUUAGCUAACGAUGAUGUUAUGUUGGUGAUUGAACCAGGUACUCACGGAUCCACCUUCGGAGGUAACCCUCUAGGUUCUAGAGUAGCAAUUGUUUCCCUAGGAGUUUUAGAAGACGAGAACAUCGCAGAAAACGCUUUCAACAUGGGAGAGAUCUUCAGAAGAGAGCUUCAAAGCAAAUUAAAUAAAGAUAUUGUAACGGAAGUUAGAGGAAAAGGUCUUUUGAACGCUGUAGUCAUCAACAGAGGUGUAGCUGAUGCGUGGGAUGUAUGUUUGAAGAUGAAAGAGAACGGUCUUAUUGCCAAACAUACUCACGAAGACAUCAUUAGAUUUGCCCCUCCUCUUGUUAUUAACAAGGAACAACUCGAAGAAUCUAUUAACAUUAUUGUAAACACUAUUAAUGGCUUACAAAAAUAAAGUGUAUAUUUUGUAUCAUAA
Diabrotica virgifera virgifera (western corn rootworm) is the source of this 1473-nucleotide messenger RNA. It is a transcript of the gene Oat, whose product is annotated as ornithine aminotransferase, mitochondrial. Gene Ontology annotation, cellular component: cytoplasm. The transcript is spliced from 7 exons. Gene Ontology annotation, molecular function: pyridoxal phosphate binding; L-ornithine transaminase activity; identical protein binding. The record is from RefSeq and is a predicted model, not a curated record. The coding region runs from base 166 to 1452 and encodes 428 amino acids. Lineage: Eukaryota; Metazoa; Arthropoda; Insecta; Coleoptera; Chrysomelidae.